AGCGUGUGAAGGAGGCAGUGGCAUCGUGGGGCUCCCUGCUGUGACUGAGGAGCCACUGCCGAGCCGGGGGCUGCCGGCCGGAGCCAGCGGCGGGAAGCACACGAGAGGUUGGCAGCGACAACAUGGAGGGCGGCGGAGGAAGCGGCAACAAAACCACAGGGGGCUUGGCUGGCUUUUUCGGAGCCGGCGGAGCAGGUUACUCGCACGCAGACCUGGCCGGCGUCCCGCUAACUGGAAUGAAUCCUCUGUCUCCUUAUUUAAAUGUGGAUCCACGGUAUCUUGUGCAGGAUACAGAUGAGUUUAUUUUACCAACGGGAGCUAAUAAAACCCGGGGCAGAUUCGAACUGGCCUUCUUUACCAUUGGAGGCUGUUGCAUGACAGGGGCUGCAUUUGGGGCAGUGAAUGGUCUUCGGCUAGGAUUGAAGGAAACCCAGAACAUGGCCUGGUCCAAACCAAGAAACGUACAGAUUUUGAAUAUGGUGACUAGGCAAGGUGCACUUUGGGCUAAUACUCUAGGAUCUCUGGCUUUGCUCUAUAGUGCAUUUGGUGUCGUCAUUGAGAAAACUCGCGGGGCAGAAGAUGACCUGAACACAGUAGCAGCCGGAACCAUGACGGGCGUGUUGUAUAAAUGCACAGGUGGUCUCCGAGGGGCAGCACGAGGCGGCCUGGCAGGACUCACUCUCACCGGCCUCUACGCGCUCUACAACAACUGGGAGCACAUGAAAGGCUCCCUGCUGCAGCAGUCGCUCUGAGGGCGCCGCCGCCGCCGCCCAGGUCAGCUUAGCAGGAGCUGCUCUGCCUACAGUUUGCUACGGAAAUUGGAGACUGAUUGGCUCUGACGAAGAUUAUGGAUGGUUGACCAGGACUGGCACUCCUUGCCCUUAGUGAGCUGCAGCCAAAACCCUCGGUGGGCUCACUGAGUAGUGUGGGUCUCUUCUCUGGAGAUGUUGCACCAGUUUUCUCUCCGCUCCUGAACGAGAAAGCCACUUAUUCCCAGAAUUCAGGUCCUUGCUGUAAUACCCUGUGUAUCACCAAGUGUGUUCACUUCAUGAUCCAAACGCUAAUGAUGCCCUGUAUUCCAAAUAAAGGGUGAAAACAGA
Messenger RNA from Lepus europaeus (European hare), 1100 nucleotides. RefSeq names its product mitochondrial import inner membrane translocase subunit Tim23. Gene Ontology annotation, molecular function: transmembrane protein transporter activity. The record is from RefSeq and is a predicted model, not a curated record. The coding region runs from base 123 to 752 and encodes 209 amino acids. Lineage: Eukaryota; Metazoa; Chordata; Mammalia; Lagomorpha; Leporidae. Gene Ontology annotation, biological process: protein import into mitochondrial matrix. Gene Ontology annotation, cellular component: TIM23 mitochondrial import inner membrane translocase complex; mitochondrial inner membrane. The transcript is spliced from 7 exons.